AUGGGUGAUGUUGAAGGUUCUCCAGGAAGCUCAAUGCAUGGAGUAACUGGAAGGGAACAAACAUUUGCUUUCUCAGUAGCUUCCCCAAUUGUCCCAACAGACACAACUGCUAAAUUUUCAUUACCUGUUGACUCUGAGCAUAAAGCCAAAGUUUUCAAGUUAUGGUCUUUAGCCAACCCCCACAUGAGAACCUUCCACCUUUCUUGGAUUUCCUUCUUCACAUGUUUCGUCUCCACCUUCGCCGCCGCCCCUCUCGUCCCCAUCAUUCGCGACAACCUCAACCUCACCAAAGUCGACAUCGGCAACGCUGGUGUCACGUCCGUGUCCGGGAGUAUCUUCUCUCGUCUUGUUAUGGGGGCGGUGUGUGACCUUCUGGGGCCUCGCUAUGGCUGUGCUUUUUUGAUAAUGUUGUCGGCUCCGACCGUGUUUUGUAUGUCGUUUGUGUCCAACGCUGCUGGUUAUAUAGCCGUGAGAUUUAUGAUUGGCUUCUCGCUAGCGACGUUCGUGUCGUGUCAGUAUUGGAUGAGUACAAUGUUCAACAGUCAGAUAAUAGGGCUUGUGAAUGGGACAGCUGCUGGAUGGGGGAAUAUGGGAGGAGGAGCUACUCAGCUCAUUAUGCCUUUGUUGUAUGAUGUGAUUCAAAGAGCUGGUGCUACUCCUUUCACUGCUUGGAGGAUUGCCUUCUUCAUUCCUGGUUUUCUUCAUGUUCUUAUGGGCAUUUUGGUCUUAACUCUUGGCCAGGACUUGCCUGAUGGUAACCUUGGCAGUCUUCAGAAGAAGGGCAAUGUUACCAAAGAUAAAUUCUCCAACGUGCUCUGGUAUGCUGUCACCAAUUAUCGAACUUGGAUCUUCGUCCUCCUCUAUGGCUACUCCAUGGGGGUCGAACUUUCCACUGAUAACGUCAUUGCCGAAUACUUCUACGAUAGGUUCGAUCUAAAGCUACACACGGCGGGAAUUAUUGCAGCAACAUUUGGAAUGGCAAAUCUAGUGGCGAGGCCGUUCGGAGGGUAUGCGUCGGACGUAGCAGCGCGAUACUUUGGGAUGAGAGGAAGGCUGUGGACUCUAUGGAUCCUACAAACAUUUGGGGGAGUGUUUUGCAUGUGGCUUGGGAAAGCAAACAAGUUGCCAACAGCAAUAGUAGCGAUGAUAUUAUUCUCAAUAGGAGCACAGGCAGCAUGUGGAGCAACAUUUGGUAUAAUUCCUUUCAUUUCUAGGCGAUCUUUAGGUAUAAUAUCAGGACUGACAGGAGCAGGAGGCAACUUUGGAAGUGGUUUAACACAGUUAGUGUUCUUCUCAACAACCAAAUACUCAACAGACACAGGGUUGUUUUUUAUGGGAAUAAUGAUUGUUUGUUGCACUCUUCCAGUAACAUUGGUUCAUUUCCCACAAUGGGGAAGCAUGUUCUUACCACCAACUAAACAUGUUGAAAAAUCCACUGAGGAAUUUUAUUAUGGAUCUGAAUGGACUGAAGAUGAAAAGAAGAAAGGUCUGCAUCAACAAAGCAUUAAGUUUGCUGAGAAUAGCAGAUCUGAACGUGGUAGACGUGUGGCUUCAGCUCCAACUCCCCCAAAUACAACUCCUUCCCAUGUUUAAAAUAAAGUAAUUAGAACCUAAUAAUGUUUACUUUGCUUUGUA
Benincasa hispida (wax gourd) is the source of this 1635-nucleotide messenger RNA. Its product is annotated as high affinity nitrate transporter 2.4-like. Gene Ontology annotation, biological process: transmembrane transport. Gene Ontology annotation, molecular function: nitrate transmembrane transporter activity. The record is from RefSeq and is a predicted model, not a curated record. NCBI's taxonomy places the organism in Eukaryota, Viridiplantae, Streptophyta, Magnoliopsida, Cucurbitales, Cucurbitaceae.